Molecule: messenger RNA, 726 nt
Organism: Meloidogyne enterolobii
Lineage: Eukaryota; Metazoa; Nematoda; Chromadorea; Rhabditida; Meloidogynidae
Source: the annotation of a GenBank genome assembly
AUGUUGAAAAUAAUUAUUUUUUAUUUUUGUAUUUUUUAUUUUUCUAUUGCUGAGAUUGUGGAGAAUAGUGUAUUCAACUGUCCAAAUAAUGGAGAGCCUAAAAGGGAUAUAGACAGCGGGGAACUUAUUCAAUGUCUGCCUGGUUUGUUUAUUAAUGUUGAAGCUUAGUAUAGCCUUAAUCUGUUCUGAUUUUGAUUCUGAUUUUUUGAUCUGAUUUUUUGUUCUGAUUUUUCUGAUUUUUUGUUCUGAUUAUUUGUUCUGAUUUUUCUGAUUUUUUGAUCUGAUUUUUUGUUCUGAUUUUUCUGAUUUUUUGUUCUGAUUAUUUGUUCUGAUUUUCCGUUCUGAUUUUCUGUUCUGAUUUUUUGUUCUGAUUUGGUCUUCUGAUUUCGUUCUGACUCUGUUCUGAUUUUUCUGAUUUUGUUCUGAUUAUCUUCUGAUUCAUGUUCUGAUUUUUUAUUCUGAUUUUUUAUUCUGAUGUGUUUUGAUUUUCUGUUCUGAUUUGGCCUUCUGAUUUGUCGUUCUGGUUGUUCUGAUUUUUCAUUCUGGUUUGAUCUGAUUUGUUCCAAUUUCUUCUGAUUUUGUUCUAACUUUGUUCUGAUUUUUUCUGUGUUGUUCUGAUAUUUAUUCUGAUUUAUUUUUUGAUUUUUGUUCUGAUUUGGGGGCUCCUUAGCGAUACUCUUUCUCCAAAUUAAUGUAAUAUUUACUAUUUUACUAAAUUUUGAAUAA